GCUAUGAGCUGUCUCAUCCAUUGCUAAUAGAGUUGUGUUUCUGAGUCUAUAAACAACAAUUCUGAGAGAGUUGUGUUUCAUCACCAAAAUCACUCUUCAGUCGUAGAACAAAUAUACAUCACCUCUGAUCUAAUUAAUGGAAGGUGGACAAAAGGGAAACUCAUUACAAGAUAUGAAGCUUUUGUUCGUUGAGAUGGGUGUUGGCUAUGACCUUCAUGGUCAGGACAUAACAGCUGCUGCAAUGAGAGCAUGCAGAGAUGCAAUUGCUACCAAUUCAAUUCCUGCUUUCCGUAAAGGUAGCAUCCCUGGUGUUACAUCUGAUCACAUGAAAUUACAUGUCAAACUUGGGGUGCCUCAUCCUCUACAACAAAACUUGGAUAUGGAUAAAGUUAAGACCGUGUUUCCAUAUGGGCAAAUUAUGAACUUUGAAGUAGUAGAUGGUGGACUCGUGUGCUCAACUGAAGAAAUGGCUGAAAAGAACGAUGAUUGCUACGUUGUUAAUGCUGCUGUAUAUGUUGGUUACUAGGUUUUUCGUAUAGUUUCCCUCAUUAUGGAAUCUUUGUAUGGGUUGGUGCUUCAGUAAAGCUACAAUGAGAAGUAUUUGCAUUUCAACUUUUAUGUAUUUAAUUAAUACGUAGCUGUAUUCUCCUUUCAUUGUUUUUGUUUCGGCAUGAACGUACUUUUGUAACUUAUAUACGGUUUUGUUCACUGUUUGGUUUGUAAUAAUCACCUAUCGCAGAAUCGCGAGACUUUAUUUGUUA
This is a messenger RNA of Cajanus cajan (pigeon pea), 761 nucleotides long. RefSeq lists its product as uncharacterized. NCBI's taxonomy places the organism in Eukaryota, Viridiplantae, Streptophyta, Magnoliopsida, Fabales, Fabaceae. The record is from RefSeq and is a predicted model, not a curated record.